AUGUCUCUGGACGAGGAGGGCAGACCUGUGGCAGAUCGGAGCGAGGGAGGAGUAGAUCCGGUCGCUGGAGGUGCAGAUCUGGUCGCGUGGUAUGCAGAUCUGGCCGCGCAGAGUGCAGAUUUGGAUGCGCGGAGUGCAGAUCUGGUCGCGUGGAGUGCAGAUUUGGAUGCGCGGAGUGCAGAUCUGGCCGCACGGAGUGCAGAUCUGGAUGCGCAGAGUGCAGACCUGGUCACGCGGAGUGCAGAUCCGCAUGCGCAGAGUGCAGAUCUGGUCGCGCGAAGUGCAGAUCUGGUAGCACGGUGUGCGGAUCUGGAUCCGCGGAAUGCAGAUCUGGUCGCGCGGAGUGCAGAUCUGGAUGCGCGGAAUGCAGAUCUGAACGCGCAAUGGGCAGAUCUGGGCGCUGGGAGGGCAGAUCUGGGCGCUGGGAGGGCGGAUCUGGGCGCUGGGAGGGCAGAUCUGGGCGCUGGGAGGGCAGAUCUGGGCGCUGGGAGGGCAGAUCUGGGCGCUGGGAGGGCAGAUCUGGGCGCCAGGAGGGUAGAUAUGGGCGCUGGGAGGGUAGAUCUGGGCGCUGGGAGGGUAGAUCUGGGCGCUGGGAGGGCAGAUCUGGGCGCUGGGAGGGCAGAUCUGGGCGCUGGGAGGGUAGAUCUGGGCGUUGGGAGGGUAGAUCUAGGCGCUGGGAGGGUAGAUCUGGGCGCUGGGAGGGCAGAUCUGGGCGCUGGGAGGGUAGAACUGAGUGCGAGGAGGGCAGAUCUGGGUGCUGGAGUUGCAGAUCUGGACGUGCGUGGAGCAGUGCCUUGGAGGGCGCGCGGGGAGGGAGGACAGCGCCUACAGGGUGCGUGA
Closterium sp. Naga37s-1 is the source of this 840-nucleotide messenger RNA. Lineage: Eukaryota; Viridiplantae; Streptophyta; Zygnematophyceae; Desmidiales; Closteriaceae. The record is from the annotation of a GenBank genome assembly.